AAAUGCUAAAAAGCCUUUGAAAAAAUUGCAAGUGAUCGAUUACCUUAUCCAUCGGACAACCUCGAAGGCCUCUCAGAACUGGUCUAAUUAGGUCAGAAUCAAUCAAAACAAUGAAGGGGAGAUUUCUACGGCGAUGAUUGUAGCAACGUUGGCUUCCUUCACGCCGCCGGUUAAGGCUGCUGGCGAGCUUUCCCCGCGAUUUUCAGAGCUUCGUGGUCUCUCCUCCAUCACUCGUCCUUACAGCCUUAUCUCUUCUGUCAAAUGCCCAUGUCUCAAAAGCCGAAGCUCACACGAAACCACGGAGCUGGAGAGCAAAGAAAGGUUCUCGGUGUUGGCAUCGGGAAUUCCAUGGGAAGAGAGGAACAUAUGGAGCACAUUUGGUGUUUACAUGUUCUGUCUGCAUAUUCCUCUGAGUUUUGGAGGUUUAUCCAUCGUCGCCUACUUCCUUCACCAGCCGGUUCUUGAUCCUCAGACCCAAGUGUUGUCUCUUCUUCUUCUGCAAAUGGUGGAACUUGCAGUGACUGUGUUUCUGCUGAGGAAUACUGCAAAGUCACAUAUCGACUUUCUCAAGGGUUGCGAUUCAGGGAAAGAAAGAAACUGGUUUCUUGGCUCUGCACUGGGUUUCGGCUUUCUCCUCAGUCUUGUCUUCAUCACAUCGAUUGUAGUAGACAAAUUGCUCGGCUCUGAGGCUGCAAACAACAUGGAGGUGAAGAAGAUAGUUGAAGAAGGGGAGGUGGUAUCAAGAAGCGCAUGUUUUGCUCUCUACUGCGUAGUGGCGCCAGCGCUUGAAGAAAUCGUAUACAGAAGGUUUCUGCUGACGUCAUUGUCGUCGGCUAUGAGUUGGGAGAAGGGUCUUCUCACGAGCUCCCUAAUAUUCGCCGGAGCUCACUUUUCAGGGGAGAAUUUCGUGCAGCUGUUCGCGGUGGGAUGCGUGCUGGGGUGUUGCUACAGCUGGACCGGAAACUUGGCCUCCUCACUCCUCCUCCAUUCCCUGUACAAUGCCUUCACCUUGUUGGCCUUGCAAUAAAACAAAAAAGUGGUUUUGCAUCACUAAUUUAUAUGGUAAGGCUGUCUUCGCUGUUAGUGGGGCGGGGUAAUAAAUAAAUUCGCCAUCCUCCA
Tarenaya hassleriana is the source of this 1119-nucleotide messenger RNA. RefSeq lists its product as uncharacterized. The record is from RefSeq and is a predicted model, not a curated record. Gene Ontology annotation, molecular function: metalloendopeptidase activity. Lineage: Eukaryota; Viridiplantae; Streptophyta; Magnoliopsida; Brassicales; Cleomaceae. Gene Ontology annotation, biological process: CAAX-box protein processing. The coding region runs from base 134 to 1027 and encodes 297 amino acids. The transcript has 4 exons. Gene Ontology annotation, cellular component: membrane.